AGGUUCAUUCCCACAAUGCCCAGCAACACGCAUGCGUACAUAGUACGUGAAUAUUUGGACAGCGUUCUGGAGAUCAAAGAUGGCGGGUGCCUCCGACCCUCUGGAAGAUAUGCUCUUCUCCGAGGUGGACGAAAAAGCUGUAAGCGACUUAGUGGGUUCACUGGAGUCGCAGCUUGUCGGCCAAAGCAAUCCAGCCGCUCCCCAUACUGAUACUAGGAGCGCUGGGUCAACAGGCGCUGCUAAUCACCACUUAGGAAGAACGCUACCUGCCCAAGUGGGCACUACACUAGAACAGCAACAACAAGGACAACAUAAAGCUGGGGUAAACCAGGAGCCCAACUCAAAAGAAAUUAGCAGCGAAAAGACACCGUGUUCGGUUAAUUCCAUUCAGCCUUUCGAAGAAGCUUCCAUCACUUCUGGGACCGGGGUGAACGUCAGUAGCGGCUUGCAAUCACAUGGAGCAUCUAAUAUCACAACACUGUCUGCAUCUGCUCUGGUAACUUUGCCACCUCCACUGGCCAACCUAAACCCUGCCAACAGAGGUACUGCUCUGGGGUCAGCUGGGGCAACAGCCGUGACUACAGAGACCGAUCCUCUGAAAAAUCACCUCACUUCAACGAUAAGGACUGCUCACACGGGAAUGCAGAGUUUGAACGGCAACGGCGGAGCGGUAACGUUAGUGAGCACUCCUGCAAACACUGCUGUCACUGCCAGUGUUGCGGCUUUUCCGCGCGGAUCCGGAGCGGCGCCUUUGGCGAACAGCGCGAGCCCGGCGGCCAACUCGAGUCUGACAGCAGCGUCAAACACGACCACGGCACCCGAUGCCUCCGCAUCGCAGAGCGCCGUUACCCUGGCUGGCCGGGGGACACCCACCAUUGCCCUGCAGAGGCUGCCCAGUCACAUCAUUUCCAGCAUCGCUCAGAAUGGAAAUGGCACGACAGUUUCGGCCCUGGUCCAGCAGAGCCCGCGGACAGUGCCACCCGCCGCCGUCACGGAGGUAGUUAACGACGGCAAGAGCGCAGAAGCCGGAGAGAACAAGUCUGACACUACAGAACAGUCAAAAAUGAUCAUGCCGAGCUCGCCCGUCGUGGUCAAUUCAUCCGUGAACACCGUAGUGUCUCCCGUUCCCGCUGUUAACCCCACGACCAGCCACCAGCAGAGCCCCGUGGCCAAUUCGGUGCCGGCGGCCAGUAGUCCGGCAACACUAACGGCCGUGGGCAAACCGACUCUGAAUAUUACGGCGCAACCGGCUGCUACUACGAUAGGAAUGAUAAGGCCUGGGACCCCUGCUCCGUCGCCUGCCAUGGCCACCCCGACACAGCCCCAGCAACUUCGCGCCGCUCAAAGGAUCGUCGCGCCGCAGCUGAUCGUCCGACACCCCCAGCAGCCCACCACCAUUCAGCUGCCGCCGGGUUUCACAAUCCCCCAAGGCAUGGUGUUGGUACGUACUGAGAUGGGGCAGCUGGUGAUGGUUCCUCAGCAGGCUCUAGCUCAAGCUCAAGCUCAGGCCCAGGCCCAGGCCCAGGCUCAGGCCCAGGCCCAGGCUCAGGCUCAGGCUCAAGCCCAGGCUCAGGGUCAGGCUCACAACAGUAUCUCUCCUCGACCUGUGACCCCCACGACUGCAACGACCUUCAGAGUGGCCACCACACAGAAGGCGACCGUGACCGCUGGUCCUUCAGCAGCCACCGUGACCGUGACAGCUACGCAGCAGCCCACCACUGUCAUCGCGGGAGGGCAGACCGUUGUGCAGGCCCAGCCACAGCCUGCCGUGCAGCCGGCACCACCUGCGCAGACUGCCCCCCUAGCUGUCCCUGUAAGCCCAGCCGCGGGGGCUCCGGUGGUGUCCCAGGAGAUGCAGGAAAAUGUGAAGAAGUGCAAGAACUUCCUGGCCACACUGAUCAAGCUGGCGUCCCACAACUCGCCCUCUCCAGAAACCUCCAGGAAUGUCAAAGCGCUGGUCCAGGAUCUUCUGGACGCCAAGAUUGAACCUGAGGAGUUCACUAGCCGGCUGCAGUCUGAGCUGAAGUCAUCCCCCCAGCCAUACCUGGUGCCCUUCCUCAAGAAAAGCCUCCCGGCCCUGAGGCUCUCACUCCUUAAUAGCCAGCAGUCGCUGACGCAGCCCCCGCAGGUGAAGCCCGGUGUGGGGGGCGUGCCCACCCCUGCCCCUGUGCCUGCCAGCACUGUUCCCACAAUCAUCGCGGGGCCCACCGUCAGGGUGCGCACCCCUAACAGCAAUGCAGUAUCUACCAUCCUGCCUGGGGCCCACGGAGUCACGGCUACUAUGGGCUUCAAGAGAGCAGUAGCACCUGGAAGUCAGGUCCGGAUGCCCAUGGUGAUCACGCAGGCACAGGUCCGAGCUCCAGGUGUAGUUGGGAAGGGACCAAUAAUACCAGCAAGCAAGAGUCCCGCGGGUUUCUCCGCUCAGGUCUCGGCGAAUCUAAAAAACAAGCUCAACGAUCCCGGAGGCGGUUCUUUCAGGGACGAUGACGACAUCAACGACGUGGCGUCCAUGGCCGGGGUGAACCUGAGCGAGGAGAGCGCUCGUAUCCUGGCCACAAACUCGGACUUGGUGGGUACGCAGAUCCGAUCCUGCAAGGACGAGGCCUUCCUGCCGACGGGGACGCUGCACCGGCGCAUCCUGGAGACGGCCAAGAAGUUGGGGGUGACUGACGUCCCGUUGGAGGCCGUGAGCUUCAUCUCACAUGCUACCCAGGCCAGGUUGCGCACGGUGGUGGAGAAGGUGACAGCCAUCGCCCAGCACCGGAUGGAGACGUGUAAGGAUGACGAAUGGUACGAGCAGUCCACAGACGUGCGGUCACAGCUCAAGUUCUUCGAGCAGCUGGAGCGGAUAGAGAAGCAGCGGAAGGACGAGCAGGAGAGGGAGAUCUUACUGAAAGCCGCCAAAAGCCGCUCGAGGCAGGAGGACCCGGAGCAGGCUCGGCUGAAGCAGAGAGCUAAGGAGAUGCAGCAGCAGGAGCUGGCACAGAUGAGGCAGCGUGAUGCCAACUUGACAGCACUGGCUGCGAUCGGACCACGCAAGAAACGCAAGCUGGACUCUCCGGGGGCUGCGUCGUCCGGGACCGAGGUCUCAGGCUGCUCCACGGGCUCCCCGGCCGGCUUCUCCACCCCCGCCGCCUCCUCGCGCCAGCACUCCCGCCAGCGCAUCACCCGCGUCAACCUCAGGGACUUAAUCUUCUACAUGGAGCAGGAGCGGGAGACGGCCCGCUCUCUUCUCCUCUACCGCGCCCUGCUCAAGUAGCCUUCCCAGCCCGACCUGGCCCAGCCUCUCUCUCUCUCCCCAUCUCUCCUGGAACGUGCCUUUGAUAGCGUUUCGCAGCUUCGUCUCAGUGUCUGUCGUAUCCUUAAUAUUGCUUUAAAAAGGAAAAAAAAAAUCCAGACGUGAUCGUGUCUCUCCACUGUUUUAGCUCCAAACAAACACAAAAAAACAAUAAUAAAUGCUAGCGUGUAGAGCAGGGGUGAGUAAUCUUAUCCAGAAAGGAACGGUGUGCAUGCAAAUUUUCGCUGCAACUCCCUAAUUAGAUUACUAAUUACAGGACUGAUUGGCUGGAGAGUCCUCACACCUGGGUUUGAACAGCUGUCCUAUAGGUUAUCCCCUUUGCGGAUGAGAUUGCCCGCCCUGGUGUAGUGUUUAAAGGAGGUCAUGCAGAGUCUAGGGUUGAUUCAGAAUGGGCUGCCUGCGUAUGCUGGAUACAGAGCUCACUCGCAUUGUCAUGGUUACCCACAUCAGCCCUGUGAGUAUUUUACAGAGCAAAAUCAUCCCAAAGUGAAAAGUAACUUUAAACGCAACAUAUCAAAAUAUUAUACUGCAGCCUAUAAUUUAUCAUAUAGCGCAGGCUUGUACUUCAGGAUGGGAACAGAAUUUUAUUUGACCUUGUGACCUAAUUAUAAUUAUGCAUCUUCAGAACAAACCUUUACCAGGGAUAAAAGCAUAACUUGAUAGCUAAAUAUUAAAUGUAUAUAUUAAGUCCAUUGAUUUCAAAAGUGCAUGUAUGAUAUUUUACCACCUAGUUAAUAUUUUAGCAUCGCUGUGUUUUUUGGAAAUGUGUGUGCAUAUUAGUUACCAUGUUCUGUGAAAUCACGUAUCGUCUGUCAGGUCGGAAAGCGCUUCGUCUUCCAGCGUGGUUCCGUUUCUACAGAAGUCCAGCCUCCCGUAGACUCUCCAGGGUCAAAGCUGCGUGACCUUGUCCAUCGUGGGGGCGAAACCUCGUCCCAUUAAGCGGAUCGCAGGAAAGCGAAGCUUCUUACAGGCAAUUUAAUGUUGUCAGUUGCUGGUUUUUAAAGUUAUUUAUCGCUAUAUAUUUUUUAAGAGUUCUAUUAUCGUGUAGGGACUUUGAGCAUGAUAUUCAGAAACCAGGCAUCAAGACCCUGUACCUUGGAAUGGGAAUGACCAGUCGUGAUUGUCGCACUUACACUUUCCAUCAACAGCCUGAAUGGGAGCUUGGAAGAGCGUUAGAGGGAAAUUAGGUCAAUCGCACCAAUUAGGCUUCCACCAGAGUUAAUUGUAAUCCCAGCCGAGGUUAGCCGACGUCUAGGGAGUUUCCUCCGAUUGGUUGAUGAGUGAGUGAAUCUCGUGUUGGGGUUUCCACCAGGUACGGCGUGUGGACAGCCACUCAGCAGUAGGCGCCCUCUGUGUCUGUCUACAUGCCUACCAUGCAGCCCUCAUUUGCUUGGCUUUUCGUCGUCCGUUUGAAGCCUCUUAACGUCUAUGCAGCAGCUGUCCCGCUGAAUAGUGUUGUCCUGUGAUUUAUGCCUCAGCAUUUCCAGGUGGCUGUAGAAGUUAACAUGCAUUGAAUUAUUAUUAUCAUCAUUAUUUUUUAAUUAGCGCCAUCCCUACGUUUUCAAAUGUGUAUUCCGAUUAAAAAGAGGAACUGGCUGUGUAUCGAGAAACCUGCCUCUUUGCUCAGAGGGUUCAACAGUAUUGUCUAUACCUGUCAAAGGGAAGGUGGUUUGUAACUAUUUAUAUAUUACCAUUUGUUUUCCUCAUUUGCACCGUACAGUUUUAUCUUGGUAAAUUAACUUUGGUAGGGGAAAGACAAAAAAAGUAAUGAAAUAAAUAAAAGAAAGCAAAAUGAUUUAAAAGAAGCACAAAUAGACUUAUUUGUCCAACGGUUUAAAGACGAUACCUUUAAUAAUUAUUUUUAUGGUUUCUGAUAAAUAAGCCAGAAGAAAUUUCUACUCCAUCAAACUUUUUAGCCAAAAAAAAAAAAGAAUAGGAAGGUUUUACUGACACCCAGGUGGAAAAUUAAGUUUUAAUGUGUGGGUAAUUUGUAUAUACUGUUUACAAAAACCAUGUGUUUAUUAGAACUAUGUUAUUUUUGGUAAACUCUGUACAUAUUCUAAAAUUUUCCUGUUUGUGUGAAAAGCAUACUUCUGUAUUUGUACCUAUUUUGUAAAGGAAUAAAGAUGCUGUUUACUAAA
Molecule: messenger RNA, 5439 nt
Organism: Brienomyrus brachyistius
Lineage: Eukaryota; Metazoa; Chordata; Actinopteri; Osteoglossiformes; Mormyridae
Product: transcription initiation factor TFIID subunit 4-like
Exons: 14
Coding region: 80-3259 (1059 amino acids)
Biological process (GO): transcription initiation at RNA polymerase II promoter; DNA-templated transcription
Cellular component (GO): transcription factor TFIID complex
Molecular function (GO): DNA binding; protein heterodimerization activity; RNA polymerase II general transcription initiation factor activity
Source: RefSeq, a predicted model, not a curated record